Molecule: messenger RNA, 2499 nt
Organism: Wyeomyia smithii (pitcher-plant mosquito)
Lineage: Eukaryota; Metazoa; Arthropoda; Insecta; Diptera; Culicidae
Gene: Kaz
Product: E3 ubiquitin-protein transferase MAEA
Exons: 3
Coding region: 275-1459 (394 amino acids)
Biological process (GO): proteasome-mediated ubiquitin-dependent protein catabolic process
Cellular component (GO): GID complex; cytoplasm; nucleus
Molecular function (GO): ubiquitin protein ligase activity; protein binding
Source: RefSeq, a predicted model, not a curated record
GCAACCCUGUAAGGCAAUCAUAAAACAAAGUAUGUUCUGUGAGACGACCAUUGACAAAAAGUUAUUUGCUGGGGUUCGUCCGUCGUUUCGUCAAUUUACUUUUAUGACAGAGAACUGUGCUUGCAAUUUGGUGAUUAGACAGCAGUGAACUAAUGCAUUUGCAAUAAAUAGACAUUAUUAACUCAAGUUGAAACGCAUAUUCCGGAAAUCAAUCUCGAGAAUUUGCUCAUCGCAAGGACAUUUCUACCUGAUUAUAUUGUGAGAGUACGGGUUAAUGACUGAAAUAAAGGCCAUGGAGCACCCGACUUUGAAGGUGCCAUAUGAAAUUCUUAACAAAAAGUUCCGCAUCGCUCAGAAAACACUGGAUCGCGAAUUAAGUCAAAUCCAGAACGCUGCUUCUGAGCUGGAGAAAGGUUUAUCGGAAGGUUCGGCCGGAUCGGAAAUUUCUCGCUUACUGGGAGGUGUCGUGGAGCGCUUGCAUAUGUUGAAACGUAAAGCUGAAGAGAGCAUCUCUGAGGAGCUAUCUGCUGGAUUGGUAUGCAAGCGUCGCUUGGAACACCUCAAACAGAACGUAAAUUCAUCUACGGAUACAACUACGAUGGAGCUGCAGGUAGCGGCCACUAAUCAGUGGAAGAAGAUUCGACUGGAUCGUAUGAUCGUAGAGCAUUUUCUACGGUUAGGUUAUUACGACACAGCGGAACGGUUAGCCAUCCGCAGUGGAAUUCGAGAUCUCACCAAUUUGGACAUAUUUCAAAUAACCCGCGAGGUCGAACGCGAUUUGGCUGCCCGAAGCACAGCUAAGUGUAUUAUCUGGUGCAACGACAACAAAUCCAAGCUGAAAAAAAUCAACUCGAACAUCGAGUUCCAACUACGAGUGCAGGAGUUUGUGGAGUUGAUUCGCGAUGAUAAACGCUUGAUGGCGGUAAAGCAUGCCCAAAAAUAUUUUCCUGCUUUCGAGCAUGAACAACUGAAAGAAAUUCGCCAAUGUAUGGCACUGCUGGCUUUUCCAGUCAGUACCGAAAUCGAACCAUACAAAACUCUCUUCGAUCCUCAGCGUUGGAAUGAUCUAGUACUGCACUUCCGGCUCGAAAAUUAUCGUCUGUUCCAACUCCCAGCUCAAUCGGUACUGAGCGUGGCCGUUCAGGCCGGUAUCUCGGCGCUUAAAACACCCCAAUGCUACUCGACAACAUCAAAGAACAUGAACUGUCCUGUUUGCCAGAAGAACAUUAACGAAAUUGCAGAGAAUUUACCGUUCUCUCAUUGCGCCCAGAGCAGGUUAAUUUGCAGAAUAACCGGCAAACCACUGAACGAACAUAACCUUCCAAUGAUGCUGCCCAACGGACAGAUUUUUGGCCAGCAGGCAAUCGAACAGAUGCGACGCGAAAACGACAUUAUCGUGUGUCCGAAAACAAACGACAAAUUUCGCUCACCGAAGAUCGAGAAAGUGUUUGUCAUGUAGUAGAGGAGUAGUCGCCAUUGUCAUCGUGUGCAUCAUCGGCAAACCAGGUUACGGUAUUACUACGCAGUUCUAAUUUUUCUCGGGCACUUUUGUACCAAUUAUUUUGCCCUUUUGGCAAAACGUUCAAGCAAUAUUAUUUUGAAUCCUUCAUCAAAAAAGGUGAUAAUUGGUUUUAUCACGAUCAGCUUGCAAUACUAGUGGCCCUCAUCGAUAUUAGUCACUUUGAAUAUUUUUUUAAACUUUCGUUAACAUUUUUUAAAUAAUCUUAUACUGCAGAUACGUUUCAAAAUUUGAGUGAUUUGGAUUACUUUCAAAUUACGUGUAAUGUAGCAAUAGCGUACGUAUAUCAAUAUUUCCUAGCAUAGAAACUACAAUUUAAGAUACGUGGAUCAGCCAUCAAAGCGUCGUUGAAGUUCUAUGGAACCAAACUAAACGUGAAAAUGUUAAAUACCAAAAACAUGCCAUCUCUUUACGAUUUGUACGCAGUCUAUUUUCACUAAACAUUAUGCAACUUAAUUGCCGUUUAGUCUUUAAACGCUUUGAUCGACUAGCCCUAACAUGUAAAGAGAUUGGAUUAUUUUCACGAGAAAAAAUAUAUAUAUUUUGAUACUUUUCAUUGAUAUUAGAAGCAAACAAUUCAAUAUUUGUUAUUUUUUACGGAUAGAAAUUAUUAAAAUGGGUUCUUCAAUCGUUUUUUACUUUCAGUUACUUUUGGUAAAAUUUUGGAAAAACCCAAAUCUUACACACAUGAGAAAAUAUAAAAUCAUAAAACAUAUAAUAAAUCAUAACAUUAAAUUAUGCAUAUACUAAGUUACGAAAAGAAUUGUUAUGAUAUUUUAUAAUAUCAUAGAAAAAAAGGGGUUUUCUUAUCGAUAAUUGGCAUGAUCCACUAUUUAUCGUUUAAGUACGUAUCUCUCGAGCAAUCCAAAUUACUUGUUUCAUAUAUUCCAUGAUUAUAACACCGAAGAACCCAUUUUAUGCCAACUUUGACAUUAUAAAUACAAUGCAUAAGUAUAAGUUUUUAAUUGUCAUAUCGCGAA